GGAGUAUUCCGUUAAAAACUCGUGUUGCUGGUGCCUCUUAAAAUAAAUAUGACAGUGCAGUGGUAAACUCCUUUGCAUUGAUUGUUGUGUUGAAAGGAAAAUGUUUUACAGAACACACACAAAAUAAAUAGUAAUGGCCAUCUCAACGCCAUCCUGUCAGGAGGAAUAUGAUAGACGUCUGCGUGAAAUGGAAGAACAAGAAGGUCUUUUGAAGUGUACUAAAGAUUCUGUAAAUAAACUUAAAGAGGAUGUUUCAAGUUUGGCUAAGGAAUUGGAAGAAUACCAGUUAAUUAAAAAAUGGGGCAAACAGUCUGAUAAAGUUAUGAGACCAGAAGAAGAAGCUCUUAAAAUUUGUCAAAAAGUCGAGGAUGAACCAGAGUUAUUAGCAAGCAUCUUAUCAUCACUGAAGUACCAGCAGACAAAAAUGGAGGCCGAGGUAGCAGAGAGUAGAGCAAGGUUGAAGGCUGCAGAAAGGGAGAAAACAACUUAGAGUAUGAGGAUUGUUGUAAAAGUAAUUUCACACCAAGGCCAUUAAAUUUAAGACUGCCUUACUGAAAUAGUAAAGGGCUAUUACCGAUCCAAAUAUAAACACAAAUUUUGCAUUCAGCAUAGAAAAGCACAGUAAUUCUCACUAGGUCUAUGGGCGUCAAUCAGUGAGGUAUGAGAUACAGUAUGUCCCUCUUCCACUUACUAAACUCAAUAUACAGUAAUUGAAUUAUACUACGUACCUACAGUAUUAUACACUCCAAUGUUGACAAUUUUGUCUUGACUAUAAGAUUGCAGAAAUCUUUUCUUAUCCCUCCUCACUUCAGGGACCCUAGCCAUCAACCAUGAGUUUCUUGGUAAGGUGUUUUCCACAACAAGGACUACAUUUCCCACUUGCAAGUUUCUGCAGGGUUUUUGGAUGUGCUGGGGUUUGAUGAUUCCGUUAUUACAGAUACCCUAUAAUAUAAUAGCAAUGAAGACUAUGAAACGUCUGGUGGUAUUGUUAAUGUAUCACAACACUGUCUGACAGUCAGUCUAGUAUGUAAUCUCAUUGAUGCCAUGUAGCUUCUCUACCAUUCCUGCAAGGCGAACCACCAUUACCGCUGCUGUUAGCUCCAGUCGUGGUAUGGAUACUUCAGUGGUGUUACACGACUUCUGGCGAGGACCAAAGAACAUUCAACAUGUCCUUCAUUUUCAGCUUGUCUUAGGUAUGCUGCCAUACCAUAUCCUUUAUCGCUGGCAUCCGAGAACAUGUGCAAUUGGCGCGAGACUACAUCUCUAAGUCUGAGUCUCUGAUUAACAAUGUAUAUUACCUUUGACCCAUCACAAGGGACAUUAUUUCCUAUGUUGGCAUUGAUAGCCAAAAUCUAAAACUUCUUAAAGGUAAAUCAUCUUGGGUUGGUGUUUCAUUAUUUGUUGCUGGUAUUUCUUUUAAAUGGUGUAAAGGGUUGGUCUGUGCAAUUGGUGAAAUACAAAUUGGAUUUCCCUCUUGAUAGAAAUGAUAUAUCCACUGUAAUUUAUAAAUCAAGAAUAAACCUUUUUGGCAAUAUGAUAUGGUAUAAAAUUUUUAUGCAGAGUUUCCUUAUUUAGAGUAUGCCUCCACAAAACAAAAACCCCCAAAAUAAUAGUGUAACUAAAGAUUACAAUAGUUAUAAGUGCAAAGUAUGUUCAACCACCUGGAAUUUAAAAUGAUAAAAAUUUACUUGAAAACUGACUUGGAAAAAAAUGGGAUGAGUUGUGUGUGGUAUACUUCAGUGGUCAAGCACAGGAAGGAAUGAAUUUUGUUAUUUUUUUUUUAACCAAUGAAAUACUUGUACAUAAAAAGGGAAUUUGCUUAUACCCAAAGGAUAAGAUGAGUCAAACUGGUGACUUUUUUAAGUGCUAUAAAAAGUCUGAACAAAAGAAGCAGUCAUAACACGGUGGUUCCUAUUAACUUGCUUUUAUUUUUAAAAGUUUCUAUAUUGCAGCUGGCUUGUACAUAAGAUGUGAUGAAGAACGUUGUAAAGAAUGUAUAUUGAUAAGUCAUUUAUGAAGUUCCAUAGAAAUUAUGAUUAUUAGGUAAUUUGUUAAUUGCAGCUGGUGAAGUUGUUUUACAUCUUCCAAGGAUCGUCUUGUACAUAAGAUGUGAUGGAGAACAUAGUAAAGAAUGUAUUAUUAUAUAAUGUAUAUUGAUAAGUCAUUUUUUGAAGUUUCAUAGAAAUUAUGAUUAUUAGGUAAUUUCUGAGUUUCCAAAUUUAUUAUAUCAUAAGUGUAAGGUUGUUGAUAUUAUAUUGUAAUGACAACAGUAUUUUUCACCUCAAUAGAAUGUUUUCUAUUCUAACAGUUGUCAAUAGGCAUGAUUAUUUUUCGAGUAUUUAAAAAAUCAUUUCAUUAAAAUAAGUAGUUAACACUGUUAUUAUGUACUAUACAUAUUAUACCUCCAACAU
This is a messenger RNA of Anneissia japonica, 2411 nucleotides long. RefSeq lists its product as uncharacterized. Bases 134 to 490 code for a protein of 118 amino acids. The record is from RefSeq and is a predicted model, not a curated record. The transcript is spliced from 4 exons. NCBI's taxonomy places the organism in Eukaryota, Metazoa, Echinodermata, Crinoidea, Comatulida, Comatulidae.